Messenger RNA from Drosophila busckii, 1035 nucleotides. Its product is annotated as zinc finger protein 768. Gene Ontology annotation, biological process: regulation of transcription by RNA polymerase II. The transcript is spliced from 3 exons. Gene Ontology annotation, molecular function: chromatin insulator sequence binding. The record is from RefSeq and is a predicted model, not a curated record. Gene Ontology annotation, cellular component: chromosome. NCBI's taxonomy places the organism in Eukaryota, Metazoa, Arthropoda, Insecta, Diptera, Drosophilidae. Bases 1 to 669 code for a protein of 222 amino acids.
AUGCAGCAGCGCGCCCUUUUUAAAUGCAUCGUGCCCAAGGGACUUGCACAAGCACAAUCUGACUGCAUCUCACACGAACUGGAUUCGAUUCUACGCCGACACUCCAACGAGAGAACGCUCAACUGUCCACAUUGCCCCAAAGCAUUUGCCACCAAGGAUAAUCUGCAGAAGCACAUACGCCGUCAUUCAAGUGAACGGAAUCUAGUUUGUCCGCAUUGCCCCAAAGCAUUUGCCACCAACGAUAAUCUGCAGAAGCAUAUACGUCGUCACUCCACCGAACGCACACUCCACUGUCCCCAUUGUCCCAAGGCCUUUGCCACCAAUGACAACCUUCAGCGUCAUAUACGUGGUCACUUGGGCGAGCGACCUUUUAAGUGCUCGUGCUGCUCAAAGUCCUUUGCACAAAACCGAGAUCUCAAAGCACAUAUUCUGGAGCACACUGGACUAAAGCCCUACAAAUGCCCACAUUGUCCCAAGGCCUGUGUGCGUAGCGAGGGACUCAAGAAGCAUAUACAGCGACUGCACAAGGACCAGGAGCCGGUGCAGACACAUCCAAGUGUGGCUAGAUGGCAGACUCUAGCUCAAAAAACCUUUGAUACCAGCAACACAGUUAUUAUGUAUAAAUAUGAUCUGGCUAAGCAGACGCUCAUUCCUGCUGGAGAGGCAUAAGCAAGCAGCAGUCUUUGCCCUGAAUUGUGAUCUCGGGGCGUGAGGCGGUAAUGAUUCCAAUAAUUGGAUAAACAGCUUGGUAAUAUUAUUUAUGUAGUCUGUCCAAGCUGCGUAACUAAGGAACAUGACAUUAUCAAACUAAGUUUAGUUUUAAUUAACAAGAGACUAAAGAUAAACAAAACUUAAUGUAGUUGUAUGUGUAUAAAAUAAUCUAGUGCUUAAAUGUUGUGAAUAUUCUGGGCCUAUGCAAUAAUAUAUGCCAGUUUCUGAGUAAAUGUGUUACUUUAUUCGAUGCCUUACUAAAUAUAAAUCAAAAAUCGUUUGUUGAAGGUACAGUAUGAUAAACAAUUAAGUAUUGCAUUUGUA